CCUUCCCAAAGAAAGUAGAGUUCGUUCAUGUUUACUCCGGGAUGAGAUUGCCGGAAAGUUUCGUGUUGUGGUCGUCUGUUGUAUAUUGGACGUUCACAUUGAAUCGUGCAAAUAGUGAAUAGGCGUUGUGUCAAACUGAGUCGUAAUGUUUCGUAAUCAGUACGAUAGUGAUGUGACGGUAUGGAGCCCGCAGGGCCGACUUCAUCAGGUUGAGUAUGCGAUGGAAGCAGUGAAGUUGGGGUCGGCUACUGUAGGUCUUAAGAAUAAGACUCACGCUGUUCUAAUUGCUUUGAAGAGAGCAGCGUCUGAACUUUCAGCUCAUCAGAAAAAAAUUAUUCCUAUUGACACUCAUAUCGGUGUGUCCAUUGCAGGUUUGACAGCAGAUGCAAGGAUAUUAAGCCGUUAUAUGAAAACAGAGUGUCUAAACUACAAAUAUUCCCACGAUGCCUUGUUACCAGUGAGCCGAUUAAUUGCUACCUUAGGAAACAAGAUGCAAGUUUGCACUCAGAGAUAUGAUAGGAGGCCAUAUGGUGUUGGACUGUUGGUUGCUGGUUAUGAUGAUCAAGGCCCUCAUAUAUAUCAAACCUGUCCAUCUGCAAAUUUCUUUGAUUGCAAAGCAAUGGCAAUUGGAGCUCGCUCUCAGAGUGCUCGUACAUAUUUAGAGAAACAUUUAGAUGAGUUUCCAAAUAGUGAAACUGAUGAAUUAAUAAAGCAUGGUCUUCGAGCUCUUCGGGAUACUCUACCAAAUGAGGUAGAGUUGAAUACAAAGAAUGUAUCCAUUUCAUUAGUUGGCAAAGGAACUCUCUUUUCGGUGUUUGAUGAAGACACUUUGGCCCGGUAUCUUGCUAUGAUUGAAGGAGAGGAGAAGAGAAGUUCUCAACCUGAAAGUGGUGGUGAUGCUGCUCCUUUGCAACCCCCAGAAGAAGAUAGUGGACCGCAGGAUCCUCAGCCUGCUACGGCUAUGGAAACUGAAUGAACUCUGAAAUUUAAUAUUUCGCUGUUUUCUUUUUAUAAUGAUUCAUGUUUGAAUGGUGUGACAGUGAAAACUCAACAUUCAUGUAACAUGCUAAGUUUUUGGAAGAUCCUUCAAUAAAGAUGGAAGUGAGGCUUGACAAAUAAAUUUUAUUUGAAAACAUAUAUCAUAAUUCUCUCUAAACAAUA
Gryllus bimaculatus (two-spotted cricket) is the source of this 1161-nucleotide messenger RNA. The record is from the annotation of a GenBank genome assembly. Lineage: Eukaryota; Metazoa; Arthropoda; Insecta; Orthoptera; Gryllidae.